Molecule: messenger RNA, 513 nt
Organism: Lottia gigantea (owl limpet)
Lineage: Eukaryota; Metazoa; Mollusca; Gastropoda; Lottiidae
Exons: 2
Coding region: 1-513 (170 amino acids)
Source: RefSeq, a predicted model, not a curated record
AUGGUUGUACCAACAGGACAGACAGAGAUAGGAAGCGUGGAAUCACUUUCCAUUAUUCCAAUAAAACAGCCUACUCUGUGCCAUGGUACAAAAAACACAAUAUUAGGCGAUGCAAUUGAAACAGUAGAAGCAGAUUCUGACAAUGAUGAUAAUGGCAAGGAUCCAGACUGGGUGCCUUCAAGUAAGAGAAAAAGUGGUGAAAGUUCUGAUGAAUACUCUUACGAAAACACAGAGAACCAUAAUGUUGUGAUCAAUCCUGUUCCAGAACUUGACCAAACCAUCCAUCCCAUUAAAGAAUCCCGAGCUAAACCAGGGAAGGCCAACCGCAAACUAUGGACAAAAAAUGUGCACAAACGUUUGCGAAUGGAAGGGAAAUCCUACAAAGGAGUCAAAAAAGAUGCUGGUAGUCAUUAUACUUAUUCAACGGAUAAAUCAGAACGUACACUUGGUCCUCGUAACUGCUCAAAACUUUGCGACAAGCGAAAAGGGUGUACAUCUUUUGUCGGCAGGUGA